Vespa mandarinia (Asian giant hornet) is the source of this 1151-nucleotide messenger RNA. RefSeq names its product thiol S-methyltransferase TMT1A-like. Gene Ontology annotation, molecular function: S-adenosylmethionine-dependent methyltransferase activity. NCBI's taxonomy places the organism in Eukaryota, Metazoa, Arthropoda, Insecta, Hymenoptera, Vespidae. The record is from RefSeq and is a predicted model, not a curated record.
AUUAUGUAUAAAUAUUUCCAUCGCGAACUUUGUAAUCCUUAUCUUAUCGAGUGCUCAAUGUUUAAUAUUCUUCAGUAUAUAUUUGAAUUCUCUCGGGAACGCAUGAAAAGUGUUUUAUAAUCAUCUUACGUUAUAUUGAAAAAGAAAUAUAUACAUAUAUUGAGAAAUUUAUAUAAAAUAUAUUUUUUGUGUCGUUAUUACCUAUAUAAACGUAAUUGCAUAUAAAUAAAUAUAUAUAUAUAUAUAUAUAUAUACAUAUACAUAUAUAUAUAUAUAUACAUAUACAUAUAUAUAUAUAUAUAUAUAUAUAUAUAUAUAUUCGAAUCAUGAGUAACAGUGAUUUAUGGUUGAGAGACACUGCGACAUUCUAUGGGAAAAUAAUCAUAAUCAUUUUUAUAUUAAUAUUAAUGAUCGUUCGAAAUUGGAUGAAAUUAUGCGAGAUCGUUUACGAAUCAUAUCUCGUUGGUUUCGAAUUGGAAUUUGCCGAGCUUGCGUUCCCUUACAAAAAGGAAUUAUUUAAAAUACUUGAAACAAUAGUAUCGAACGACGAAUUAUUAAAAUCUAUGGGAUGCAUUAGAUUGCUCGAAAUAGGCGUUAAAACAGGCGAUAAUAUUCAAUUUUAUCCAAACAAUACUCACUUUAUCGGUGUUGAUUGGAACGUAAGGUUAGCCGAAUAUCUUAACGAUAAAAAUCGUACCUUGGAAUUUGGGCAUAUUAACGUCGAACGUCUUAUAAUUGGCGAUGGUAGUAAUUUAAAACAAAUAAAAAGUGGAACGGUCGAUGUAGUCGUAUCGAUUAGAUCUUUCUGUUCGAUAAAAUCACCAUUAAACACGUUCGAUGAAAUCAAAAGGAUACUUGCACCGAAUGGAAAAUAUAUUUUUAUGGAGCAUGUUCCCGAAAAAAAAGGUUAUAUCGUACGUUGGCUUCAAAUAUUGUUAACGCGAUCUGGUUUGUGGCCCUCGUUGUUUGGAAAUUGUCAUUUGAAUUACGACUUUAUGAAAGAAAUCAAAGGCGCAGGUUUCAAAUGCAUUAAAUCAAAAUCGAUUGCGUUAAAUGGACGGCCAGUUUCUCAGAUUUUCCAUUUGAAAUUAACCGGUCGGCAUGUAUUAGGAGUAGCAAUGAGAUAAGUAAGAGACAAAGUCUAUUUUUAC